Molecule: messenger RNA, 873 nt
Organism: Paramuricea clavata
Lineage: Eukaryota; Metazoa; Cnidaria; Anthozoa; Malacalcyonacea; Plexauridae
Source: the annotation of a GenBank genome assembly
CAUAUCAAAGCUGAAAAGUACCGUCAGUUCGGUUUCUCCCUCCAACUUCUUAAUCCAAUCCACUGGUUUCAGUUUGCCGAUGAUGCUGCGGUUAUUACUGGUCAAGAGUCGGAAAAUCAACAUCUCCUUAAUCGAUUCUCUAUCUGGUGUCAAUGGUCCAACAUGGUUGUUAGAGUUGAUAAAUGUAGCACAUUUGGCAUCAAAAAAGUUUUAUCAAAAUCUGCCCAGUAUCUGCCGAAGCUUUUGAUCAAUAAGGAUCUCAUACCAACGAUUAAGACUGGAGAAUCAUUUGAGUAUUUGGGACGACAUUUCGACUUUAACAUGACUAAUGAAAAACAUAAAUCUGAAGUGAUUUCCCUCAUUGAUGAACUAAUGUCCGAAAUAGAUCUUAAACCUCUUCACCCAAAAAACAAAAUUUUACUUUACAGUCGUUAUGUUUUGUCAAAGCUAUCCUGGCAUUUUACUGUUGCUACGAUAUCUAAAACUUGGUUAGUCGAAAAUAUCGAUUCUUCGGUGAACAAGUACAUCCAAAAAUGGCUGGAAGUACCUAUAUCUGGAACACUAAGUAACGUUUUUCUAACCCGUAAUAAGUUUGGUCUAAAUAUCCUCCCUGCAUCAGUCAAAUUCAUUCAGUGUCAAACAGUUCUACGCAAUGCCCUGAAAACAUCUCCAAACGAUUCGAUAAACGAACUGUGGAAGUCAACUAAUAAUCAUACUAACAUUCAAUACGAUAGCUACAACUCAACUAAAGAAGUUUUAAAAACUUUCCAUUCUCAACAAGAAAAUAAACUUAGGAACCGUUUGAAAUGUCAAGGUUCCUUUUUCGAAAAUGUUUCUAAAUUCUCGCUAUCACAACUUAACGCAAUCUGGUCG